This is a messenger RNA of Rotaria sordida, 297 nucleotides long. The record is from the annotation of a GenBank genome assembly. Lineage: Eukaryota; Metazoa; Rotifera; Eurotatoria; Philodinida; Philodinidae.
AUGGUACGAGAAAGUAGUAUUGCUGAAAAAUAUUGUAAACAAAUAAUUGAUAAAAUUAAACAAGAAACAAAAAUGAUCGAAGAACAAAAUAAUAGUAUUCAUAUAUCAUCAUCAUCAUCAUCACCUAAAUUUGCAGCUAUUACUUCAAAGCAAGAUCAAUACGGCAAUAGUAUACUUAUUCACAUUAUUUUAUUAUUAAUUUUUACAGAUAUUAAUAGAAAAAAGUUCAGGCAAAUUAAACAUAGCAAUCCUCAGUGCAAUCAUUCCGAUCAUCGAAGACGACGUCUUAAACGGUAA